AUGCACAGCUUCUUCACAUCCAAUACGAAUAUCAAUGGCAGAGACGAUAGUCUCUACUUUCUCAUGACACAUUUCCCCACUAUUGCCGGUGACUCUGAGGUCUUCGAUCGCUCUGUGAUGUCUUUAGCUUCAAAUGAUAAAAGCUUGGAAUACAAAGGCCUAGAGAUCUAUAACAGUGCGGUCAAUGCGAUGUCUCGUGACCUACGGCGAAAGUCAAAAUCAGGAACGGAAAUGCUCUAUUCGAACGUCAUACUCCAUACACGCGAGGUGAGCCUCUCUGAAAUUCCAUUGAUUUACGUUGAUUAUUAA
Penicillium malachiteum is the source of this 309-nucleotide messenger RNA. RefSeq lists its product as uncharacterized. Lineage: Eukaryota; Fungi; Ascomycota; Eurotiomycetes; Eurotiales; Aspergillaceae. The coding region runs from base 1 to 309 and encodes 102 amino acids. The record is from RefSeq and is a predicted model, not a curated record. The transcript has 2 exons.